AUGGAUGACUGUAAGUACAUAAUAAGUAAUAGACCGUCACAUGACGUACAAGCAAAUGUACUGAUUAAAACCAAGGAAAGCAUUUCAUCAAAUGAACUUCAUCGAUUGUUAAGUUCAGGAGGCGAUGAACGUCUAUUGAUUGACUCGUCAACUGGUUUGAAUAUGUAUGGUUGUCCGUUAGGUCCAACAAAUCCAACGAGUUCAAUUUAUUUGUCAUCAUCGACGGCGACUCCUAUUUCCACCGGCGCUUUCAUUCAUCUUACCGAGAUGAUGAACAAUCUAAAUAAGAUCAACGAUGAUAAUACUAUGGAUACGAAAAUGGAAGAACUCCGGCAAGAGUUACUUGACUAUUUCGGAUUGGCAUCAGCUGAUGUUGAUAUUGUUUUUGUCCCAUCGGGAACUGAUGCAACACUUCAGUCGGUUUUUCUUGCCAAACUAUGUUUACCAAGAUCAACAACAAUAUUAACGAAUCUAGUUCUUGCUGCUGACGAAGCAGCAGGACGUGUUAUAAAUGCUGCUUCUGGUUGUCAUUUCAAUACGAAAAAUAUUCGCGGCGAAGAUAUCAAUAAAGGUACGCCCAUCGCGUGUCUACAUGGAUCGAAUGGGAAUACUAGUAUUCAAUGUGUCGAUCUUUCUUAUGAAAAAUGUCGCGAUGAAGCAUUCAUCGAGCAAUGUGUCAAUGAACUUAUACAUGGCAAUGAAGAUAUACACAUUUUUCUACACGCUAUUGACACAUCGAAACUAGGUAACAGAACGCCUAGCAAUGAUUGUAUCGAUCGUAUAGAAAAAAAAUACACCAAGGAUCUAUUAACUGUCCUUAUUGAUGCAUGCCAAUUUCGUAUAUCACCAUGGCGUGUACGUGAACAUAUCAUUCGUGAUCGAUUUAUUACUCUCACUGGUUCAAAAUUUCUUACUGGUCCACCGUUCAGCGGUGCCAUUCUGGUUCCUGCUCGUUUUCGUACUCAAAUUCAAAAUGCUCCCGUUGAUAGAUACAUGUCUAGUGAACUCGCCGCAUAUUCAGCUAUUUCAGAUUGGCCUCGAUCUUGGAGAAAUGUUCGCGAAUGCGUGGCAAAAUAUUCAUCGGUAGUAUGGCAAUCAAACGUUGGUCACUUCUUAAGAUUGACAGCAGCUGUCUUUGAACUACGUCGUUAUUUAAGUAUACCUUUGGAAUGGCGAGAACAGUUUAUUGUAGCAGCUGGUGCUGAAAUUCGAGCUGUAUUUGCUACGUUUCCAGAUUUACUUCAACCGGUUGAAAAUAUUGAAAGAAGUUCCUUUUUCGAUGAAAAUGACGCGGAAUUUCGUCAUCCGACCAUCUUUCCAUUUCGUGUUCGUCGAUUAGAUAAAACCUUUCUCGAUCAAGAAGCAAGCAAAGAUUUGUACAUCAAAUUGCAACGUCCAACAGAUGUUCAUCCAAUAAGAUGCGUUAUUGGACAACCCGUACCUAUUGUACUUAGUGACUCAUUAGACACGACAAUGGUGUUUCGUUUGGCUAUUGAUGCGCUGACAACCGUCUAUAAACAACAAUCGAAUUCAAACAGAAAGUCUCCAGCAUUGAACACGAAUGAACAAAACCCUGAUUUAAAAUACAAAAACAUGAUAUACAACGACAAAAGUCGAAACUUUACCAUAUACUCUUCAACUAUAGUCUCAUUUAAUGUGUUAUUCACUGGAUUACCUAGGGAGAAAUAA
This is a messenger RNA of Adineta ricciae, 1689 nucleotides long. The record is from the annotation of a GenBank genome assembly. Lineage: Eukaryota; Metazoa; Rotifera; Eurotatoria; Adinetida; Adinetidae.